Messenger RNA from Rhizophagus irregularis DAOM 181602=DAOM 197198, 1075 nucleotides. Lineage: Eukaryota; Fungi; Glomeromycota; Glomeromycetes; Glomerales; Glomeraceae. The record is from RefSeq and is a predicted model, not a curated record.
UUAAAGUAUAUUCAAUUGAAAAUCAUAAAGAUUAUUUUAGUAAUAAAAUACUUAAAAUAUAUGGAAUAUCUCAGAAUCCAGAUACAAAGGAACAUACUAUGAUUCUUGAUUAUGCAAAAGGCGGAGAUUUUAAUUAUUGGAUGAUUAAAAAUUAUAAUGAUUUUAAUUGGUCAAGAAAAUUAAUUAUAUUAUUUAAUAUUAUUAGAGGUCUUGAAAAAAUUCAUCAAAAACAAAUGGUUCAUCGUGAUUUCCAUACAAGAAAUAUAUUAUUAAAUGAUAUUAAUGUUAAUGAUUACAUGAAUGACAGUAUUAUACAUAUUUCAGAUAUGGGAUUAUGUGGUGAAGUUAAGAAUAUCGAUCACAAUGAUAAUAUUUAUGGAGUUAUACCUUAUGUAGCUCCUGAAGUGUUAAAAGGAAAACCUUAUACUCAAGCAUCAGAUAUUUAUAGUUUUGGUAUGAUUAUGUAUUUUGUGGCAACUGGAAAACAACCCUUUGACGAUUGUGCACAUGAUGAGUUUUUAGUAUUAAACAUCUGCAACAAAAUUAGACCUGAAAUAAUUAAUGAGCUGGAAGCACCAAAAUGUUACCUUGAUUUGAUGAAAAAGUGUUGGGAUUCAAAUCCAGAUAAUAGACCAAAAGCAACUGAAAUUUUAAAAUUUAUUCGUUUAUUUAUUGACUCAUAUAAAUAUGAUAGUCAAAAUUUACAUCAUGAAAUUUCAAAAGUACUACUUUAGCUCAUCCACAAGCUAUUUAUAAAUCUCGAUUACUUAAUUCUUUUACAAAAAAUCUUCCAAAAUAUGAUGAUAAUAUUAACAGUAAAUACCAUAGAAGUUAUUGAUUUUACAAAAUUAUCAAUCAAAGAUGAUACCAAUGAAUAAAAGAAUCAAAUUUAUUUUUAGUGUGACAAGUCUUUAAUUUGAAAAUAACCUAUAGCAUUACUACAUUAAUUAUUCAUUCUUGUUUUAUAUAUUUUGAAUUUUGGAAAAUUAAAUUAACGCAUGCAAGUCAUGAGAAUUUACGAUUUGAUUUUCUUGCCUUAUCAUAAAUUUAAUUAAAAAAUUUCUUUUAUUAUAAA